AUGAACCCUAAUUCUGCCCUAUUACGCAAGGUGAAGUCUUACAAUUACAAGAAACGGGCCCGUACAACAUUUCUGCCUUUCUUCGACAGUCUGUCUGGCUACACGAAGUCGGCGUUUUUCUCGGACCUGAUAUCAGCUGUUACUGUAGCCUUCAUUCGAUUGCCACAGGGACUUGCCUACGGUGCACUUGCAAACGUGCCCCCUAUCAACGGACUCUACACUGAAUUCUUCACAUGCCUCUUUUACAGUUUCUUUGCGACCUCUCGUCACAUUUCUGUCGGAACGUUCGCAGUCCUUUCACUCAUGGUUGGAACAAUGGUAGAAGACAUCGACUUUUCAGUUUGCAACACGGCGAAUUCGACAGUAAGCAGAAACAUUUCAAACGAAGUACUGGACGAAUAUGACAGGAUUCCCUUAGCUAACGAAGCGUGUGCCACUCAACUGAAACUCCAGUACGUCGUGUCCGCAACAAUGCUAUGCGGUAUUCUUCAAGUGGCCUUCGGGAUAUUUCAAAUAGGAAAGCUUUCCCUUCUUUUGCCCAGACACGUGGUCCAAGGGUUCACGACAGCUGCUGCAUUUUUCGUCCUUACGUCACAAGUCACCGUCAUGAUCUGGGAUCAUCGUUCAUGUGUAAAGCAAAAAGUCGAACACGAUUUAGGCUUAGUGUAUCAAAUUUUGGCUUGA
Molecule: messenger RNA, 684 nt
Organism: Oikopleura dioica
Lineage: Eukaryota; Metazoa; Chordata; Appendicularia; Copelata; Oikopleuridae
Source: the annotation of a GenBank genome assembly